Parnassius mnemosyne (clouded apollo) is the source of this 699-nucleotide messenger RNA. The record is from the annotation of a GenBank genome assembly. Lineage: Eukaryota; Metazoa; Arthropoda; Insecta; Lepidoptera; Papilionidae.
AUGAAAAUCAAUGAAAAGAAUCUUUGUGCUUUCGCAUCAUCAGCAACUCCAGUCGAUCGGGAGGGUUGGCUUGACAUGCGAUGUGAAGUAGGCAAAAGCUAUCAACGACGGUGGUUUACACUAAAAGGCAAUCUUCUUUUUUAUUUCGACAAGAAAGCUGACAAAGAGCCUGUGGGAGUAAUUAUUCUUGAGGGAUGCACUAUAGAGCUGACAGAAGAAGAAUCAUACAGCUUCAAAAUAGUGUUUCAAUGUGAGGGUGGUCGCACAUACUAUUUAUGUACAAAUUCACAAGCUUCAAUGGAAGCAUGGAUGAAAGCUUUAGCUUGUGCUAGUUAUGAUUAUAUGAAGCUUAUGGUGGCUGAGCUGCAGAGGCAGUUGGAUGAAGUGCAAGCUGAGGAAGCAGCCGAAGCUGCCGCGCUAGUGGCGAUCCCUGGACCUGAAAAUGAACCAAAAGUACCUCCCCGUGGACAACGGUACAACCCAUUCAACCGUAUUCCUGAUGGGGAAGGCCAGGGUAAUGCAGUUCCUGGAAGUAGACGUCACAAGGAAAAUGUUCGCGCCGAGUUGCCCCGUAAAAAGGUUCCGUUCCGCGACAUCCACACGGCGCACGGACGCAAGAUCCUCGCACACCGCAGCGAGUGGCGCGCGCGGCUUCGAACCCGACACCGCGAGCCCGAAGCGCCGCUCAUACAGCUUUGA